CUUGUCUUACUAGUCUUGGUCUCAACACUCCUGAACCCCCUUCUUCUAAAGCCAUGUAUUUAAAUGCAGACUUUUGCAUUUUUGAACUUUCAACUUUAUCAUCCCAUCUCAACCACAUACCAAUAUUGUUAACAAUAUGACUGCUUUGACCGAUCCCUUCGCUUCUUACUACAACCCUUCAUCCAAGAAGAGUUCUAACACCACGUUUACUCAUGGGAAUCGAACAAGCCAUAUCGACUAUUCAAACACUUCGCGCAUUCACCGCGCUAGUCUUGUCGACGCUUCGGAGCAUUCACCAGCUUUACUUGAGCUCCUCGACGUCGACCUUUCGGCACAUUUAAUCGACCAUGUCGUGGAGUGUGUAACGGUUGUUAUCGACUUUAUCAUGCGUCGCCGCCGCCCGUUGUCGAAAAGCAAAACUGCUGAACGUUGCAUCGCUCUCCAACACUUCAGAAUUUUUGUGAAGAUGCUCCUUGCGCGUUCCGGUGUCAAAAUCCCAGUGGUUUUGGCAGCCUUGGUUUACAUCGAUAGAGCGAAAUAUCGCCUCCAAUCUAUCAUGUAUGGAUUAGAAUUUCCAUUAGAACAAAUAUUCCUUGGUGCUCUGACUGCUGCAUCGAAGUAUCUGAAUGAUCUUACGAUUAAAAACUUCCAUUGGGAAGCAUCUACCCUGAUCUUCAGUGCCCGUGAAAUCGGUGAAUUUGAACUGGUGUUUCUCGGAUGUCUUCGCUGGGAUCUACGCCUUUCAGAAGAAGACAUAAUGGCACACUACGCCGGUAUAUGCACCGACGUUGAUCCCUACUUUAAUCACCCUCAAUACUUCCGUGUUUCCACUCGCGGUCAAAAUCGUCACCAAUCCAUACGAGCGGACGCAUUGGAUGAUAGUAUUGAUCUCGAUUCUUCGGAUUCGAAUUCUUCCGGAGAUAUUUGUUUACUUUACUCAGCACAUCUCCGAGAAAACAUCCAGAAACAUAAAUCGCCUCUCCGAAAGUGGUUUCAAUCUCUUCGUCGUUCGCGUAAAAUCGUUUCAUAAAAUACCCCACACAUCCACUCUCGCUCUUGUGUCAAUCACUGCACCAUAUAUCUCCUGCUUGCGUUUGUCAUACAUAGCUAAAUGUUGCGUACCAUAUACCAUGAAUAUACCUCACAAUUGUCUUCAA
Lentinula edodes (shiitake mushroom) is the source of this 1157-nucleotide messenger RNA. RefSeq lists its product as uncharacterized. The coding region runs from base 137 to 1030 and encodes 297 amino acids. The record is from RefSeq and is a predicted model, not a curated record. NCBI's taxonomy places the organism in Eukaryota, Fungi, Basidiomycota, Agaricomycetes, Agaricales, Omphalotaceae. Gene Ontology annotation, cellular component: nucleus; cyclin-dependent protein kinase holoenzyme complex. The transcript has 3 exons. Gene Ontology annotation, biological process: regulation of cyclin-dependent protein serine/threonine kinase activity. Gene Ontology annotation, molecular function: cyclin-dependent protein serine/threonine kinase regulator activity; protein kinase binding.